This is a messenger RNA of Penicillium verhagenii, 1017 nucleotides long. RefSeq lists its product as uncharacterized. The transcript has 2 exons. Bases 1 to 1017 code for a protein of 338 amino acids. The record is from RefSeq and is a predicted model, not a curated record. NCBI's taxonomy places the organism in Eukaryota, Fungi, Ascomycota, Eurotiomycetes, Eurotiales, Aspergillaceae.
AUGCGACUGCUCCUAUUUUUCAUCCUGGCAUUGGCAGUGAGGGCUACUAAUUGGUAUCGGUUAGAGCCCGAGAAAUUGACCGACGUCCAGCGAGUCCCCUCUCUUCAAACCCUCGCCACCUCCCAGCUAACACACAACCAUGGCUCCUGGUGGACGGGCUCUCUCAUCAGCGCAAAAAAUGGUCAUCAGUACUUCGUGAUAUCUCAUUACGUGAACUCGGGUGGGCAGCGAGACCUCUACCGUGCAUCUGUGUUGGACUUGGACAGCUUGGAAUACCAUUCCUUCGUGCAGGUCGGCAAUGGAUCAUAUCCCUCCUCUGACUUCUUUCAUCUGGUCGUGGGUAUCGGUGGAAACGGCUUCGAGGGUAUCUCUGGUGACAACCUCGCCGCCAUGCGCACCCACAGUACACAAGAUGACGUGACAUUCGAUCUCAUCUACCACCUCUCCACGCUGCCACUGGUCACAGGCGGCCCCGAUAUCAACAUCCUCGACGAUGGAAAAGCCUACGGGUGGGCUCUUCCCGCCUGUAAGACUUAUGGCACUAUGACCAUCAACGAUCAGAAGAUCCAUGUCGACAGUCGGCAUUCUUUGACGUGGUACGAUCGAUAUUGGGGCAGCGGGGGUCUUUACAGCAACUGGACCUGGUUCCAUCUGCACAUGCCCGGCGGAUUUAAGCUCAGUAUCUGGGCAGGCGAUCGGGCAGAUAAUGGUUCUGAUGAGCGCUUGGCUACCAUCCGUACCUCGAAGGGGUCACUAACUCUUGUCGGCGUGUCUUGCACUCCUGAUUCGGAACACACUUGGUAUAGCUCUGCUACUGACAAGACGUACCCGCUUGCUUGGACUGUUCUCAUUCCAGAUUAUAUUUCGACGCUCAGGAUUAUUAGCAUCACUGAAGACCAGCUUUCUGUGGGUCCUUCGGCAUCGGGGGCUGCUUAUGGGGGUUUUGUUACUUUCUCGGGUGAGUUCUUGGGUGCCCAAGUCGAGGGCUAUGGUAUGGUUGAGAUUGCCGGCCAGUAA